Molecule: messenger RNA, 892 nt
Organism: Drosophila montana
Lineage: Eukaryota; Metazoa; Arthropoda; Insecta; Diptera; Drosophilidae
Product: gram-negative bacteria-binding protein 3
Exons: 1
Coding region: 24-398 (124 amino acids)
Molecular function (GO): carbohydrate binding
Source: RefSeq, a predicted model, not a curated record
ACGCGCUCUCAGGGGAACACGAGAUGCGUUUGGCUUUAAACUGCGUUUUGAUUCUGACAGCCGUGGCGGUGUGUGCGGCGUACAAGGUGCCAAACGCCCAGGUGCGCGUGUUCUAUCCCAAGGGAUUUGAGGUUUCCAUACCGCACGAAGAGGGCAUUACAUUGUUCGCCUUCCAUGGCAAGCUAAACGAGGAUUUUGAUGGAUUGGAAGCUGGCAGCUGGGCGCGCGAUAUACCCAACGCGAAGAAGGGACGCUGGACAUUCCGUGAUCGUGAAACGGUUUUGAAUAUAGGCGACACGCUGUACUACUGGACCUUUGUUGUCUACAACGGAUUGGGCUAUCGCGAGGAUGAUGGCGCGUAUGUGGUCACCGAGUAUACGCCAAGUGGGAAAUCUUAAGACAGCUUCAAAUAAAUACGAAAUAUGAGUCUCAGCCGAGAAUUGCUAAUUUCCAUUGUGUGAUUGCCACAAAAAAAACCUGUCUUUAAUUAACUUGUCUAUAUGAAUACAUUUCGUGUAGCCACAGAACGCUUAUAAUGGUUUUAGUAUAGGGUAUUCUCUUAAAUAUACUUCACAUAAAAUAUAACCAAAUCAGCUUUUCGCUUGACUGUCCCUUGCUUAUUUGGGGGUAUCUGUGAGUAGAAGUACGCGCAACUUUCUUUAAAAUUGACUUGUUCUUGGAACAAUUGACAUGUAUUAUGGUAAUUGUAUUAAUUUGGCGUCCUUAAACGAUGCUGAAUAAAAUUCGAAUUGUUAUGAUAAAUACGGAAUCUGAUAGUGCUUCUCGCGCAGUCUGCAUAUGGGGAAUGUCAUGUAUAAUGCAAUUAAGUCAACUGAUAUUUCAAUAUAUAAAGCAAAUGCUUUAAUGAAAAUGCAUUUAUUAUGCAUCCAGA